Lodderomyces pseudojiufengensis is the source of this 3780-nucleotide messenger RNA. RefSeq lists its product as uncharacterized. NCBI's taxonomy places the organism in Eukaryota, Fungi, Ascomycota, Pichiomycetes, Serinales, Debaryomycetaceae. Bases 1 to 3780 code for a protein of 1259 amino acids. The record is from RefSeq and is a predicted model, not a curated record. The transcript has a single exon.
AUGCCGUUGAAUUUGACACGAUCCUUGGAGAAUGAAGAUUCAUAUAAUUACAACCAGCUACGUUUUGAUAUAAUAGGUAACAAAGAUCUCAAAUUCCGAUUAUUUAAUGAUGUAACAUUUAUGAAUAAAAUAGUACAUGAUUUUAAUGGCAUAGUGGCGAACUUAUUGAAAUCCAAUAAUCUUGAUAAUUUAUUAUUGGAUCAACUUGAAAAAUUAGCAGUCAUUUUGAAUAUUUUGAUAUCAUUUGCAUUGGAAUUGAUUGGGUUCAAUAAUGAAGAAACAUUAAGAUCUAUUCAAACUUUAGAACAAAUUUUGGUUCCAAUUUGUUCACUCUUGAAUUAUUUUAUUGAAAAACAUGUCCCAAGUGUAUCAGAAUUUGAAGAUGGAGUAUUAUUUAAAAUAGAGGCAAUAAUGAGAUAUAGUCUUGAUAUGGUAAUAGGCUUAUCAAAUUUAGGACAUUCCCAGAUUGAUGCAGCAAUGCUAUGGAGGUACCUUACCGUACUUUUAUUGUCAAGUAAUCAAGAUACUAGUCGUCGCAUUUAUAUCAAGUCUGCAUUAACAGUUAAACUGUUAAGAUUAGUCCCCAUCUUACUUUCUUCAAAAAAAUUGCUGAUUGACCAAAAUUAUAUUCCAACUUUAUUGGAAACUUUAUUGAAGAGGUUAUCUAAUGAUUGCUAUCAUAUCAUUUAUAGUCAUAUUGAUGGAACUACAUGUUUUUCAAAGAAUCUACUAUUCAAAUUGACUUUCGAAGAUGAAACGUUGCCUAAUGCCAAUUUAAAGAAUUCAGAACUUGAAAAAAAAGUUGAUAUGAAAAUAAUAAUUGAAUUAGUCACGAGCGUCUCCCAAAUCAUUAGUUUCUUGAAGUCUCAAAAUUAUCAUGUAGUCAUGGAAUUUAGAAAUGAUACAAAGGAUCCAAUAUGUUUGACUGCUUAUGAUGAAUCGAAUCCGAUUCCAAUUACACAUAUCUAUCUCACUUUACUACUAUUACUAAAAUCUAGAUCAAAAAAAGUUGGACUUUCGGCAAUCAAUUUAUUGACUUUACUACUAGAAGAGAUGUAUGCACUGGAGGUGUUAGCAGAACCAUUAAUUUAUAAAAAUUUCGAAAAAUUAUUCCCCAAACUAAUUGAUCUAUUGGAUUUUGAUGUUGAUUACGAUGGCACAAUUUUGGAUAAGGAAGCAACUUCAAAGUCUCAAAAAGGGAAAUAUAAAAAAUACUCUGGUGAUGCAUCAACUUUUAACUCCCCAAUGUUUUUAAAAUCAGCCGCGAAAAUACUAGCUGACUUGUGCGUUCAAUAUCCAUCAAUGACACAGAAAAUAAGUGAUACCAACAUAAAUAAUCAACUAUCGACAAAAUUAAGUCAAUGCUUUAAUGCAAGUGUUCUACUUAAGAAACUCAAAGCUUUGAAAAUGAAGUCAAAACAUGGGACAGUUUUGGUCGAUUUCACAUCCUUGAAAGUUAAUAAUGCUUACGAUUUAGAAAUUGCGGACUUGCUUUUGUUGUUAAGUGUUUAUACUAGCGAUAGCGAAGAAUCAAGACACAAACUAUUGAGUAGUUCACAAACAAAUGAGAUUAAUUUACCAGAAAUUAUAUUUGAGAUCAUUGAUAAUUACCAUUUUCUAUGCAAUCAGAUACAACUAACUUAUAAAAUUGUUUCACAAGGUAGUAAGAAAGAAAAUUUAAAACAACAUUUGACUUGGUUGGGAAAAAAUUUAGGGGCAAUAUGUGCAUUAGAAAACUCGGCUAUGUAUACAAAUUGCUUUUAUUUCAUUAGAUCGAAUUCUAGAUCAGUUUCUGCUUUAAGAACAUUCUUUGUUGAAUGUAAUGAGUUCAAAAGUUUUGUUUCGAGAGUAGGUAAAGAAGGUUUACAAAUUCAUACAUCCAAUUUAGCGUCCUUAUUAUCAUCUGGUCAACCUACUAUGCGUCCAAGAAUUGAUGCGGAAAGUAGUGCUACUUCACCUGAAGCUUUACUGGGAUCAUCCCCAGGUGGAUUUGUGACGAAUAUUUUAGAGAUUAUCAGGCUUUAUGAAAGUCUUGAUCAGAAAUUGAAUUUUUUUUUUCAGAUCAAUAAUAACAGUGCUAUCAAUAAAAAGCAGUUUAGAAAAACCUUCAUGACCAACAAAGCUAUAUGUAUUAGUCUAUUGGCAAAUUUCAUUCUUGAUUUUAGCUCAUUCAGAUAUAAAAUAAUUAGUUAUGAAAACUUUUUAUCCAGUUUAUCUACAAUCUAUCAAAAAUCAUCUGAGAUAGUUAUUAUACCAAAUUCAGUUGAGGAAAAUUAUGAAAAUUGUCUUAUUCAAUUAAAAAUCUUGCAAGUAAUCAAAAAUUUUAUGUUUAAUGAAGCCUCGGAGAAUAAAAGAGAAGUUUUGAAUUAUUUUCCUGUCAGUUUCAUUUUUCACACGGCAAAUUAUGGUGUUGGAGGUUAUGGUCGUGAUCCAUUUGGGUCCACGGAAGUCAGACAGUUAAAGAUUGAUCAAAAAAUAGUUGCAUUUGAAAUAUUAAGAAAUUUUACUGCUGGUUCGCCUUCGUUUACUCAAAUAUUGAGAGAGUCAUACGUUACUGAUUAUUGGGACAGUGGGUAUGAUGGAAAACAAGGUAUUCCUAUAAAUUGGCCGGAUUUUGUGUUACAAAAUCUUACUAAAGUUUGGCUAUUUUUGCCUGAAGGUGAGAAAGACGACAUUUUUGAUGAUAAAACAUUGAUCACAUUGUUGGGAAACGAGGGAUUUGUUCGAUUAGUCAGAUCAAUAAAUUUCACUGAAGAUCAUACAUUUACCGCUAUUGAUAAUUUGAAAAAAGACUUAUUUCCAAAUGACCAAAUUUUAAGUGUUUGGUUACGAUAUUUAUCUUUUGAAAUUCCGGAUUCAAUCACUCGUAAUAAAGAAAUAUUAGUUGACAAUUUAAAUCUUAUUAAACUUUCAAUUGCAUGGAUAUUGGUAAAUUUGACAUGGAAAUCCACUGUUUUUGGAUAUGAUUUACCGAAUUAUACUGAUUAUGAAGUUUAUCAAACUGUCGACACAUCCACUAAAACCAAACGUAAUGGUGCUGCAAAAUCUAAUGAGCAUCAAAAUGCAAUAGAGGAAGAGUCAAGUGCUGAUGACGAACUAACAGUUACUGAAAGAGCCAAAAUAUUGGAUGCGUUUGGAUUCACUAAAGCCAUUUAUAAUAUUUUGGACAAAGUUGCUGAAAAGUCAUUCAAAAAAGAUAACAAAGUGAAUACAACUAUUAAAACAAGCACAGAACAUGAUGUCUUUGAAAAAUUAAGAUCUGCAUUGCGUCAAAUUAACUAUUUAACGGAAAAGAGAAAUCCAAUUGUUGCUGAAGGAUUUGACAUACCUGAAAAAUACACGGAAGCAACAAGUUCCAAAAACUUGGGUUCAAAAAUUGAAAACAAUGUUUCAAAUACAGUAGAUACAACCAUCAAUCAAGUUGAUGCCAUGCAUGAUAAUGAUGAUGAAGAAAAGGUUAUUUCAGAUGAUGAAAUUCGAUACGAAAGAUCAAGAAGACGAGACGCUAUUGAUUCAGAAGAUGAUUCUCAAUUGACUGCAAAUGAUGCUGAAGACGAGGAAGAUGAUGAUAACGAAGAUGAAGAAAUGGCAACGAGUAAUCAUUUAGAUCGAUUCAACGAAUAUAUGGAUGAUGAUGAUGACAAUGAUGAUAUGGACGAAGAUGAUGAUAGUGAUGAAGUAGAUGUAGAUGAAGAGGCUACAGGUGCUAGACACGAUACUACCAAUGAAAGUGCCGACUCUGAUGAUGAUGAACUUCCUCAUGAAUAUUGGGUUAUGUAA